Molecule: messenger RNA, 1603 nt
Organism: Triticum dicoccoides
Lineage: Eukaryota; Viridiplantae; Streptophyta; Magnoliopsida; Poales; Poaceae
Product: cytochrome P450 89A2-like
Exons: 2
Coding region: 1-1359 (452 amino acids)
Cellular component (GO): membrane
Molecular function (GO): iron ion binding; oxidoreductase activity, acting on paired donors, with incorporation or reduction of molecular oxygen, NAD(P)H as one donor, and incorporation of one atom of oxygen; heme binding
Source: RefSeq, a predicted model, not a curated record
AUGCAAGACGUGAUCCUCCUCUUGCUUCUCAUGGCGCUCCUCGUCGUCGUGGGCAGCCUGCUCCGGCGUGCACCGCCGUUCAAGGAAAUGCAAACCCGCCUCGCCGCCGCCAAGUGGGCUCUCGUACGGGACUUCUCCGCUGCCUUGCGGCAGGACGUCGUCGUCACAGACCGUGUGACCGCGCACCACCUCCUCGUCCGCCGCGGUGCCGGGGGCGCGUUCUGCAACCGCCCGCCGACGAGCACGGCCAGCUCCGUCCUCUCGCGCCAGCGUCACCACAACAUAGGCUCGGCGCCCUACGGCGCGCUGUGGCGCGGCAUCCGCCGCAACCUCGUCUCGGAGGUCUUCCACCCGUCGCGCCUCCGCGUCUACGCCCCCGCCCGGCGCCGCGCGCUCUGCGGCCUCGUCGCGGACCUCCGGGAACAGUGCAAGUCGUCUAACGAUGGCUUGGUCUUUGCCGCACUCCCGGCGUUGACCGAGCUAAUCUACCGGGACCGGUGGAACAAGCUGGUCACACUCAGGCGGCAGCAGGAGGAGAUGUACCUCCCGCUCGUCAAUGCCCGGCGCGGCCUGCUGCGCCGCCCUUCCGGCGAAGCUCCAACCUAUGUGGACACGCUCAUCGAGCUCCUCGUCCCAGACGACAGCCACUUCGACUCCGGUGCAAAGGCUAGUAAGCAAAGGCUAACAGACGGCGAGUUGGUGGGGCUCUGCUCGGAGUUUCUUGGCGCCGGCACGGAGCCGGCGACGGCGGCGCUGCAGUGGGUCAUGGCCAACUUGGUGAAGCAUGUGGACGUGCAGGAGGCCGUCCGGAGCGAGAUCGACGCCUUCGUUGGAGCGGACGCCGAGGAGGUCAGUGAGGACGACCUCGGCAAGCUGGAGUACCUCAACGCUGUCCUCAUGGAGGCGCUGCGGCUGCACCCCACGGUGCCGUCGGUGGCCAGGCAGGUGAUGCCCGACGACCACGUCUUUCUCGACGGUCGUCGCGUCGCGGCGGGGACGACGGUGCAGUUCCCCCUGGAGCGUCUGGCGCGGGACGAGACGGCGUGGGCCGAGCCGGACAAGUUUGCACCGGAGAGGUUCCUUGCCGGCGGCGGGGGCGACGGCGUGAGCCUCGUGGCGGCGGCAGGAAGCGCCGGAGAGAUCAAGAUGAUGCCGUUCGGCGCCGGCAGGAGGAUGUGCCCCGGCAUGGGCGUGGCGAUGCUCCACCUUGGCUACUUCGUGGCAAACCUGGUGAGGGAGUUCGAGUGGACGGAGGCAGAAGGCGACCUCGCUGUCGACCUCGAGCCGCAGGUCGGGUUCUUGAACGUCAUGGAGCGGCCACUCCGUGCUCUGCUCAAGCUGCGGAAUAAAAGGGCCUGAGCUUCUGGAGCGAGCUUCUUCGGACCCAUAAACAGCGGUGAAGAGAAGCACUGACAAACCACGGUCUAUCUUUCUUUUGCGGCUUCCAUUAUCUAAGUUUAUUUAUUGUCUGAAUUGUUUGAUCAAAAGUCUAUAAUGCCCGACCGUAACUGUAAUUGUGUCCCAUCAUAAGUCUGCGCGGCAAGGGUCAGCCGUUGCUGAACUGUAUUUAUACUGAAGUCAUUUUAUAGGGUUGGACUAUAUC